Diaporthe amygdali is the source of this 2106-nucleotide messenger RNA. RefSeq lists its product as uncharacterized. The record is from RefSeq and is a predicted model, not a curated record. NCBI's taxonomy places the organism in Eukaryota, Fungi, Ascomycota, Sordariomycetes, Diaporthales, Diaporthaceae. Bases 1 to 2106 code for a protein of 701 amino acids. The transcript is spliced from 4 exons.
AUGGCUUCCGCCAAGAGCAUUCGCGCCCGUAUGCGCAUCAACAACCUCCUCAACCCCCUAUGCCCUUCUUCUUCGCGCCCUUGCUCGCCUCCUCUUUCCCCUCCUCCCUUUACCAAUGGCUCAAUGCCAAUGACUAUAUUGGCUGCGCCUCUCGACCCUCCCACAGCCAAUCGGUGUGCGGACGUUGAGGUGACGGCAUGGGGGCCGCCAUCGGAGGAUGAGGAUGAGGAUGAGGAACCUCCCUUCAUCAUCUCUACUCCAAAGUACGAACCGUCAAGAUCGCUGGCGGUGAACACCUCUCCUCCGGUGUGGGCUCAGUCCAGCCAGCCCUCUCCUCCAACACCUACUCAUACCCCAACUGGCGCCCGUCUCUGGGGAACACCAACUCCGCCUCCCUCUUCUUUGAUACUCGCGCCAUUCAGCCCACUGCUUUGCUGGAACAUGGAGAAGCCACUUUUUCUUCAAGAGACUGAUCCGAACUCAAUCAGAUACGACGAUGGAGAGGUAGUGCGAUAUGGGGCUGGGGAGUCGUACAGACCCUUCAAUAGCGGCAGUGGGACCGAGACAGAGAUCGAGACAGGGACAGAGACCUCCGACCAAGAUCACCACCUCCUGUCACAAGCGACAGUUACGUCCCAGGUAGAUCUCCGCGGCGCCGUUCUAGAAGUGCCGAUCGGUACAGGGGAGCGGAUCGAGGUCGUGACGCAGUUGGCGGUGGUGAGAGUUGGCGACGACGGGACAGCAGUCGCGGCCGGGCCAGGAGUCCAGUCAGACGGCCUUCACCUCGAAGGAGCCCCCGGCGGUCUCCACCACGCUACUCGCCUGCACCGAGACGGGACGAUAGGUUUUCGGACAGAGCACGGUCUCCACGCCGUGACUUUGACAGCAGAGACGCUAGGCACUACGGCCGGUACUAUCAUGAGUACGACGACCGGGUCUAUGACAGAUACUUACAAUGGCGACCCCCUCACAGACGAAGAUCACGGUCUCCGUUUGAUCGCGACCGCCGUGACCGACCCCGAUCUCCAUUUCGGCGCUCUCCCCCAGCUGGACCUCGCGGCGACAGAUCUUAUCGACCUCGAUCACGCUCUCCAGAUCCGCUCGCCUGUCAGAGACCGAGAGGUGGUCAUCCCCUCUGCCAUCACAUCGCGCUCAAACUCACGCUCGCGCAUCUCGUCGCCCCGCCCUGGUUCACGUGGGCUCGAUAUCCGUUCUCGACCACGUUCGCCCGUUUCACGAUCCCCAGCUGGCCUGAGCGGCGCCAAUUCCAUUCCUGUGCCUGCUCGCACGUCAACACCCAAAACCGCGGCAGAGCCCUUUCAGACGCCCCUCAAGUCGCCACAGCGUGCCAAGUCGCCACAGCGCGCCAAGUCACCGCCUCGUGGUCCAGCAGCCCUGAGGGCUCCUCCCACAGGUCCCAGUGCCACUAGAAACUUCAGCACUCCCCAUGCGACGCCUGCUGCCUUGAGAACUACUCCGGCCCCAUCGUACUCUUCGCGUGCAGAUACUUCAGAUACUCCCAGCCCAACAGUCCCACCCUCAGGUCCUCGUGGUUAUGGGCCCCCGAGAGGCAACAGCUUCAACUCUCGCGGUCGAGGAGGAUGGGGCACUCCAGCUUCUCGAGCGCCGUUCGCACCAGCGCCCGCCGCGUCACCAGCGACCCCUCCCACCGGCCCCAGCAGUGUUCCUACUGGCCCGCGCGCAUCAUUCUCAUCUAGAGACACGCCUGCACCAUCUCCUUCUAUCGCAUCCAAGCCCUUCAACCCGCCCACCGGCCCGGCUGCCCAGGGCGGCCAGCGCCAGACUCUCGCGCAGAACCUCAUUGCUUCGAUGCCGCACAUAAUUUCUGGCGGAAAGCUCGACCCUGCAUCCACACCGCUGACCACCGGCGUAACCAAGGACCUCGAGGCACACCAUCGUCGUCUCAAGGAAGAAGAGGAGCGCAUCCGCGAGGAGCUGAGGGCCAAGGACGAGAAGCUGCGCAAGAGCCUCCGCAUGUGGGAGAAGCUCGAACGCGAGUCCAAGAGCUUCGAGCUCAAGAGUGACCUGAGUGAGAGCUCCCUCAGGACGAUCGCCGGGGAGGGCGUGGGCGGUGCUGCGUUUUAG